AUGGACACAAAAUCUUCCCCGGGGUCUGCUAAACGAAGACGCUUAGACCUUUCAGUAAAUUCAUUGCUGAACCCAACAUCUCCCACUGGCCGAAAUCCAGACCCAAUAUCGCAUUACAGAAUUGCUCAGCCGGUGCUUCAAGAGAAGAUCCUGGAUACUGUUCAAGUACCGGAUAUACGGACAGGCGCAGUGUAUCCGAAGCUCAAUAGCAAUAGUCAUCCCAGUCGGCAUCAUUCGGAGUUGCCAUGGCUCUGGAGUGAUCACAAUACCAUUCUGUCUGAUGGUACACUCGGUGUUAAUCCCGCGGUCUUAUAUGAUCACGCAUUGGGUACCGAUUCGGCCCUUCAAUCCCAAUGCCAGUUAAACCGUGAAGAAAUUCCACUUUCAACUCCAAACCCACCAAAUGAAUACCGCCCAGUAGGUGAUAGUGGGUCGGGGAUUGAAGAUAAUACCGUGAUUUGCUAUGGUAUGGUGGCAGGCAUUCCUGGAGAAUGUGAGGUGCCAACCGGACGUGAUCAAGCAUCACUUUCUCCUCGAUUUGCAGUCGAAUUGAAGGUGGCCCAAGAAUUCUUAUGUCCAUCCAUCGCUAAUUUGAGAGGAAGCGUCACGAUUGAACACGGGAAAUUACUCCAAGCGAUACUAGAUGAGACGUCCAUCAGAAUACAAGUGACUUGCGUAUUGGAUGAUUUGGACAAUAGGGCAAGAAAGCCGGCUGGCCUUCUACCUCAAUUGAUUUCUUGCUCGCUUUCCAUCAAUCUAUAUGGACCAAAAGAGCUAUUCGAAGAAAUUGGAACAUUCUUUCAAGAUUAUGAUAUCUAUCUGCAGGACCCCGUAGACUGCGACCUAAACGUAAGAUAUUGCAACCCCCAUCGUCUUUCAUCAACAGACCCCUUAUUAUGUCCAAUGACCCAUGAUUUGCAAACGAACAUUCUGGAGGCUUUUGAGAUAAAACCUAAUUCGCCUCACUCGGAGCUGCUUGACAUCCUUGACCCGCAAGAAGACCUCUCCGAGGCUUCGCAGCCGCCAGAAAUCCACACGCAGCUAGAGAGACAUCAAAAGCAAGCUUUAAGCUUUAUGCUCCGAAGGGAGCAAGGAUGGAAUUUCGAUUCUAGCAGUGGCGAUCUCUGGGAUUGGAAAAAAACUAGCCGAGGCCGAUCGUUUAUUAAUAUGAUCUCUGGGGACCAUCAGCUUGAAGAGCCCAAGCAGUUCUUUGGGGGCAUCAUUGCAGAUCCUAUGGGACUCGGGAAAACUCUUACCAUGAUCGCUCUUGUUGCGGCAACUGUUCAAGGACAUCGCACAGAAAACUUUCGAUUGGAAGCGAGCCCGGAUGACAUUGAAAACAAGAACCCUACAUUGAUCGUUGUGCCACCACUCUUGUUGGAUACUUGGGAGGAACAGCUAUCGCAGCAUGUUGUGCCUGGGAGUCUGGCAUGGUCCCGACACUAUGGCAGGACCCGUCUACUUGAUGUAUUCGAAUUGAAAAAACUCGACCUGAUUUUGACUACAUACCAUACGAUAUCGGCUGAGUGGAAGAAUAGAAAGCCGGCAGACCAAUCCAUCCUAUUCUCUACUCCCUGGGAACGGCUAAUCCUUGACGAAGCACACUUUAUCCGUAAUAGCAGCUCACAAAUGGCCAAGGCAAUUUGCGCCGUGCCUGCGACUGCGCGAUGGGCAGUGACAGGUACACCUAUCCAAAACCGCCUUGGCGACCUAGCUGCACUUUUCAAAUUUCUUGAUGUUGAUCCAUACGGUGACAUUAAACGUUUCGAUACCGAUAUCACUCAGUUAUGGAAAUCUGGUGAGUCCAAACAAGCCGUGGAGAGACUGAAACGGCUAUCGAGAUACUUUAUUCUCAGAAGGCCUAAAACCACAAUCAACCUACCUACAAGAAAGGAUGUCCGGUGCCCAGUCAAUUUUACACCAGACGAAAGAAUACUUUAUGAAGAUGUCAAAAACCAGGCUAUUGCCCAUCUUGCAGAGGCCUCGAAGAGUUUUGGCCGACGCGAGACGUCGCAGUCCAUCACGUUCGUCAACGUUAUCCAGCAAAUCAAUACACUACGCAUCAUCUGUAACCUAGGGGUCCAUUAUGGUUCUCGUCACGAUAAUAAGGCACCGAAAUACCAAAUUGAUCCAUCCGAGGCUGUCGAUUGGGCCAGCAUAGCGCAACGGACGUUUAACUUUCAAUGCGAAAUCACAUCCAUCACCUGUCAAUGGUGCAAAUCAUUGCUCGAUAUUACGGAAAGACUUUUUAGUGAAUCUAGUAAUCAGUUUGUGGAAAGUCCACUUUUCUCUCAGUGCUUGAUAUUUAUCUGUCCAGAUUGUCGCCAACGCUUACAUGGGGAUUCAUUAUCUUGUGGGCAUGAGCCGCCACAUCCAUUUGCUGCAGUUUCAUUGAAUGCUUCUAUGCUAGAGGAGACCGUACAUGUGCCAGCUAAUCCAGUUGUAGGUGGAAAUAUGGCAACAACCGGGCUGCCUUCCAAGGUGGCCUCCUUGGUAAGACAGCUCAAGGCUCAGCCAUCAGAUGUGAAAAGUGUUGUUUUUUCUACCUGGAGAAUGUCCUUGGAUGUCGUCGAGUCAGGUCUUAAGCAGGCGCAGAUCCCAUGCCUUCGAUUUGAUGGCAAAGUCCCACAAAAGGAGAGGAAAAGCGUCAUUGACAAAUUUAAGCACGACCCUUCUGUCUCUGUUUUACUUUUGACUCUGUCAUGUGGUGCUGUUGGGUUAACUCUGACCGAAGCUUCAUGUGCAUAUCUCAUGGAACCGCAUUGGAACCCCACGGUCGAGGAACAGGCCCUCGCUCGAAUUCACCGACUCGGCCAGAAGAAGGAAGUGACAACUGUUCGUUUUUACAUAAAGGAUACCUUUGAAGAGCGUGUGAUGGAACUCCAACGGUCAAAGGAUGAGUUGGCGGGCACGCUGUUCUCAUCCGAAAACGCGCAAUCAGGAAAUUCUACGCGUUUGGAGCGCCUUUGUGGUCUUUUAUAG
Messenger RNA from Talaromyces marneffei, 2982 nucleotides. RefSeq lists its product as uncharacterized. NCBI's taxonomy places the organism in Eukaryota, Fungi, Ascomycota, Eurotiomycetes, Eurotiales, Trichocomaceae. Bases 1 to 2982 code for a protein of 993 amino acids. The transcript is spliced from 12 exons. The record is from RefSeq and is a predicted model, not a curated record. Gene Ontology annotation, molecular function: ATP binding; ATP-dependent chromatin remodeler activity.